AUAGACGGGUCGGGUUGCAAGAGCAAGGGAACAGAAUGGGCGAGUCGAGUAAAACCCUCGAAGAAAACCCCUAUUAGGUCCUAAAACCCCUCAGCGGCUCUGCCAAGUUCCUACUCUCUCCGCCACUCUGUGUGCGUGAAAAGCGAAUAGGUGCUUGGACUUCCUUCUUCAGCUUUCCAUGGCUUCCGUCGCUCUCAGAAACCCUAACUCCAAGCGCCUUCUUCCAUUUUCCUCUCAAAUCUACUCUUGCUACAGAGGAGCCAUCCCCGCCGCUGGUCCUUCACUCUCCGAUUCCAUCUCUGGACAUGACAAAUCUUAUACUCCGCUUCCAUGGUGGAGAUCCAUGGCCACCUUCACUAGAACGAAACCUCAUGUGAAUGUAGGAACAAUUGGACAUGUUGAUCAUGGAAAGACUACUCUCACUGCUGCAAUUACGAAGGUUCUAGCAGAAGAAGGUAAAGCUAAGGCUAUAGCUUUUGAUGAGAUUGACAAGGCUCCUGAAGAGAAAAAGAGAGGAAUUACAAUUGCAACGGCUCAUGUAGAGUAUGAAACUGCUAAGCGACACUAUGCACAUGUUGACUGCCCAGGACAUGCAGAUUAUGUGAAGAACAUGAUUACUGGAGCUGCCCAAAUGGAUGGGGGUAUUUUGGUCGUAUCUGGUCCUGAUGGGCCCAUGCCACAGACCAAGGAACACAUUUUGCUUGCACGCCAGGUUGGUGUACCAUCACUUGUGUGUUUUUUGAAUAAAGUUGAUGCUGUUGAUGAUGAAGAGUUGUUAGAUCUUGUCGAAAUGGAGCUCCGCGAGCUCCUAAGCUUCUACAAGUUCCCUGGGGAUGAGAUCCCAAUUAUUCGGGGUUCAGCUUUGUCAGCUUUACAAGGCACUAAUGAAGAGAUUGGCAAGAAGGCUAUUUUGAAACUAAUGGAGGCUGUGGAUGAGUACAUUCCUGACCCUGUGCGCCAACUUGACAAGCCCUUCCUAAUGCCAAUUGAAGAUGUUUUCUCAAUUCAGGGACGUGGAACCGUUACCACCGGCCGUGUUGAGCAAGGUACCAUUAAAGUCGGUGAUGAAGUUGAGAUUCUGGGAUUAAUGCAGGGUGCUCCUUUGAAAACUACAGUGACUGGUGUUGAGAUGUUCAAGAAAAUCUUGGAUCAAGGUCAAGCUGGUGACAACGUGGGUCUUCUUCUCCGAGGCUUAAAACGGGAAGAUGUGCAGAGAGGACAGGUAAUUGCCAAGCCAGGAAGUGUCAAAACGUACAAGAGGUUUGAAGCAGAGAUAUACGUCCUCACAAAGGAUGAAGGUGGACGUCAUACAGCAUUUUUCUCAAACUAUAGGCCUCAGUUUUAUAUGAGGACUGCAGAUAUCACUGGAAAAGUAGAAUUGCCUGAAAAUGUUAAGAUGGUUAUGCCUGGAGACAAUGUGACUGCAGUUUUUGAGUUAAUUCAGCCUGUUCCUCUUGAAGCAGGACAAAGAUUUGCCUUGCGGGAGGGAGGUAGGACAGUUGGUGCAGGAGUGGUUUCAAAAGUACUGAGUUGAGCUUCUAUAUGAUCAUUAUCACUGGCAAAAGCUAAGAGAAAAAAAGAACAUAGGGUGUAAUACAGAAACUGUUCGCUUCGAAAUGUUGAUUUUUUUUUUUUUUCUCCGUUUUGAAAUGAGUAGAUUAAGAGAGGGAUCUUGCACCCUGUUUACCAUUUUCCAUUUGAUUUUCUUUUCGAAUUGUAUUAUCAUAAAUAAUUUUCCAGUUUGUCAAACAGUUCUGGUUCUCAACCAAUAUUGAACAUGCUGCCAGAUGCACUCUACCAUCGAAUUAGUUUCUCCAGAAAGUUAUUUUAGCUCUCCAA
Ziziphus jujuba (common jujube) is the source of this 1839-nucleotide messenger RNA. RefSeq names its product elongation factor Tu, mitochondrial. Bases 179 to 1534 code for a protein of 451 amino acids. Gene Ontology annotation, biological process: mitochondrial translational elongation. NCBI's taxonomy places the organism in Eukaryota, Viridiplantae, Streptophyta, Magnoliopsida, Rosales, Rhamnaceae. The transcript has 12 exons. Gene Ontology annotation, molecular function: GTPase activity; translation elongation factor activity; GTP binding. Gene Ontology annotation, cellular component: mitochondrion. The record is from RefSeq and is a predicted model, not a curated record.